Messenger RNA from Colletotrichum orchidophilum, 1386 nucleotides. RefSeq lists its product as uncharacterized. Gene Ontology annotation, molecular function: protein binding. The transcript has 2 exons. NCBI's taxonomy places the organism in Eukaryota, Fungi, Ascomycota, Sordariomycetes, Glomerellales, Glomerellaceae. The record is from RefSeq and is a predicted model, not a curated record. Bases 1 to 1386 code for a protein of 461 amino acids.
AUGGCCCACUCACACUUUCCCGCCACGGCCAACGAGAAGGUACCGGCACUCUUUGGAUGUCCAUGUGUAUGGAGCCAUGUACCACUCUAUGGCGAUGCUCAGGAAAAGCGCCGCUACCACCACGCGCUGGCCAAGCCCAAUGCGCCCGGCAUUGUGAGACGUCUCCCAUCUGAGAUCAUCCUUUGCAUCGUCGACGCGCUCUUUGACUUGUACGCCAAGGAGGUUUCUAUGGGCUAUGAGAAGUAUUGGGAAUCAUCGUGUCUGCCCUACGAGAACGACAAGAUGUGCCCCUUCUGCAUGCUGCCUCGCUUCGAUGUUUGGAGAGACGUCGCGAACCUGGCGGCCUCGUGUCGUGCACUCUACGAACUCAUCACGCCCGUGCUCUAUCGGAGGGACGCAGAGCAGAACCAUUCUUCAGCACUGCUGAUCUCGGCAAAAAGGGGUAACCUCCGGGCUCUGAAACUUGCAUUGGAAAAUGGCGCGAAUGCAGAUGCAGACGAUUACACGAUGCCGCUCCAGUGGACGAACGAGUGCUUCCGGCAUUGCGAGCAUUGUGAGUACCAAGUUUGGUGGAGGGAGCCACGGAAACUCGAUAUGGGCCCCCUGCACUGGGCGGCGUUGUGUGGACGCGAAGAUGUCCUUCAAAUUCUGUUGCAUCACAAAGCUGGUGUGAGUCUCAAUAAGAGAGUAGUAGUCCAGCCGGGCUUGGACGCAGGGAACUUUGGCUCGCUGCGGUAUGUGGAGGACUAUUGCGACGAAUAUAACGCCAGUUUUCCCUGCCUGUCGUUGCAAACGACGAUAGGAUACAACCCUGUAAGCUCUCACGGGGCCAACGCCUUAUACUUCCUGCUGGGGACAGGCAGAAUGCGAGCGCACGGCAAGACAGUGGAUAUGGCCAAGCUUCUCGUCAAGGCAGGCUCCUCAUUGUUGACACAUGAAGCUGCGAGGCUGCAUGCUCUCCAUCAAGCAGCUGCGUACGAUAAUAUUGAGCUGGUGCAGUUUCUACUUUACAAGACAAAUGUCGAUCCCAAUAUUAUGGAUGCUGCCGGCAACACGCCAUUACACCAUCACGUCGACUCUAGGUUCAGGGUCGAGGGAGGGGCGAAGGACACAAACACAUUGUCAUUUCUGCUGAAGUUCGGUGCGGAUCCCAAUACGCGAAACGUUGACGGUCUUUCACCGUUGGACAUAUGCUUAGUUACGACAUUACUAGGCGCUGACAGGAUGAAAAUGUCGGUGCUACUGGCGCGAAAUGGGGCGAAAUUGCGGGACCGAGACUUGGGCCUUCACAGGUCAAGGCUGACUGAUGACCAACGAGAAGAACUGAACACUGCUUUUGCACAAGCUAGAGACUCCGGUAAGACCGAGUGGGCUGGGAGCAUUUGA